This is a messenger RNA of Dicentrarchus labrax (European seabass), 1264 nucleotides long. RefSeq names its product translation machinery associated 16 homolog (gene tma16). Gene Ontology annotation, cellular component: nucleus. The record is from RefSeq and is a predicted model, not a curated record. The transcript has 7 exons. Bases 93 to 701 code for a protein of 202 amino acids. NCBI's taxonomy places the organism in Eukaryota, Metazoa, Chordata, Actinopteri, Moronidae.
CUCCGCAUCCCAUCCGGACAAAGUUUAGUGACGGACCGACCACUUCCGGUGUGGUUGUCAACAAGAGAGGACCACGCGCGUUUUCAGCUAAAAUGCCGAAGGUUCAAAAAGGAAAAGCGACGGAGAAAGUUGUUCAUCCGUUCAGCAGGAAAGCUGCUUAUCUCGCCCGAGAGGAGAUCAGACUGAAGAAGAAAGAGAGGCAGAAGAAUGACAAAGCAACUCGUCUGAGCGGCAUCGGUGAGAAGCUGUUGUGGUUUCAGGAACAGUUGGAUCCAGAAAAGACGGCUUACACCAGAAAAGAUGCCUGUGACAUUAUUGAGAGGUACCUCCAAAGGUUUGAUUGUGAACUCGAGCAGAUUGAGCUGAUGAACGGGAUCAAAGGUCGACAGGGUCGUCUCCAUGGCGCCAGAGAGGCUGUCAUCAAACAGACCAUCGAGCGGGAGCGAGCGCAAUAUGAGGGCGGCGGAUUCGAGAUCCCCGACAUCAUCAAUGGAAAACAUCUGAAAACAUUCAAAGAGUGGACCGGGGAUCUGAAGAAACUUCCCAAUAUUAAACUGCGAAAGGUGUCUAACAAAGGUUUGGACACCAAGAAUGAAGAAGAGGAGAAACACGACGCAGAGGAUGAUAUUGAGGAUGAUGAUGAUGAUGAAGAUGACUUUAAUGAGGAGCAGCUGGAUGACACGGCGCUGAUGUCAAACUGAGGCUCCGGUCGUCCAUUCAGGACUGAAAAGACUUUUAUAGAAAAAGUGUGUUUGUGUGUAAAAAUGCUGCGUCUCCCUGUUUGUCCACAUGAUGGCGCCAAACUCUCAGAGAUGGAAAACUAAAGAUUUAUCAGCCCUUAUUUAAAGUCUUCUUGUUGCUCAGUAACAUCACACAGACCUUUGAGGGAUUCUACAUUCAUUGUUUAUUGCACAAACAAACAUCCAUCGUGUAACCUGAAUAUUCAACUUUAACCAACCGGAUAGGAAAGAAAAAAGGUUUCUGACAUUGAUGUUGGGUGUUCUCAUGUUGUUGGUGGAUAUAAGACAGAGAAAAUAAACUUUGCCUGUGAUGUGACAGUGACGAUGGUAAAAAUUAAAACCUGUAGAAAAGUUGACAAGUGUAAACAACAGUCACCUUGUUGACUGGUCACUCGCACUGUGUGUAAAGUCUAACGGAUGACGACCAUGAAAGCUUUAGUUACAUCAAUGUAUAAAUACCGGGGACCUCGCGGAGCGGGACCACAUAAAGCUGCAAACUGUCAAUAAACAACUGGGAUACUUGA